Molecule: messenger RNA, 648 nt
Organism: Lasiosphaeria miniovina
Lineage: Eukaryota; Fungi; Ascomycota; Sordariomycetes; Sordariales; Lasiosphaeriaceae
Product: Oxidoreductase, molybdopterin-binding domain-containing protein
Exons: 2
Coding region: 178-648 (156 amino acids)
Biological process (GO): sulfur compound metabolic process
Cellular component (GO): mitochondrion
Molecular function (GO): molybdopterin cofactor binding; sulfite oxidase activity; heme binding
Source: RefSeq, a predicted model, not a curated record
AAUCGUUCAAUGCCCGGGGAAAAAGCGUUCCGCUCUAAUAGUCUGCGUCUAGUGUCUACCUACCUAGCUAAUAAAUAAAUAGAAAAUAAAUAAAUAAAAGCUAACACUUUGACAGGGACAAGACGUUACCUUGGUUGACCUGGCGGCGCCUCAGCAACACAGCUCUCGUCGGCGACGAUGCGCCCUCACGUGUCUUUAGCAACAUAUUUUUUGAGCGACUGGCCGCCGGUGCCGUUCAAGUUCCCGUACAACGGCGAGCCGCCCAAGAGCCUGCUAGUCAAGAAGACGGUGACGCCCAACGAGCUACACCUUGUGCGCAACCACGGCGGCAUCCCCGACAUUGACGCGCAGGCCUUCGACCUGCAGCUCGACGGGCUCGUCAACAAGCCGCAAAAGAUCGCGCUCGCGGACCUGCAGAACGAGGCGCUGUUCCCACGCGUGUCCAAGCUCGUGACCAUCCAGUGCAGCGGCACGCAGCGUCAAGUGGCUGUACCGCAUCAAGGCCAUCGAGAACACGAGCCGGGCACCGGUCCAGAGCAGAGAGUCGAGUUCCUGCCUAUCACGCGCCCGACCGAGUUCGCCUACCAGACACCGGAGGAAUACGACGUGGCCUGGUCCAAGAUGCAGCCCCGAGAUGUCGACGACUGA